Molecule: messenger RNA, 620 nt
Organism: Meloidogyne enterolobii
Lineage: Eukaryota; Metazoa; Nematoda; Chromadorea; Rhabditida; Meloidogynidae
Source: the annotation of a GenBank genome assembly
UUUUUUACACAAGCAAGUUUUGUCCGCAAAUAAUCCAUGAGUUAGUCCGUAAUUAAUCCUCUUCCAAAUUUGAUUACAAAGUGUGUUUACCAAUUGUCUGGUAAAGGGAGGGGGUUUUAAACAUUUUAGAGCUUUCAGUAUGGAUCUUAUUUGAAAGAUGGCAAAACCCGUUCCAUCAUCUAGCAAACUUGGAAGGAAACCAAAAUGGUAUUUUGCAGAUGAUGAGCUUUCUCAGCUGAUAUAUAGAAUGUUUAUGAAUUCGGCUGCUGAACUUAAAUAUAGGAGAGAGGCUGCAGAGUUUAUUCAGGAAAUGGCUGAACGGGUGAACCACAACAUUCUACAACACAGAGGACGGUACUUGUGAGUUAUCCCAAACCAGUUUUUGCGGACAUAUUUUGCGGACUCUUUUGUAUACACAGAAUGGUCAGUCCUCCUCCUUUCCUCAAUUUCACUCUAUUUCACUAUGGCAUUAUUUAAUGAGAGGCAAUAAAGAAAGGAUUAUUUUUAAAUAUAAAUGACCGAGUUUUAAAUCAUUUCGCCUCUCAUUGAUAGUGAACUCUUUCCUCCAUUUCACUGUGUUAAUAGAGGCAAUAAAGAGAGGCAACAAAAAUGGAUUAUUU